Molecule: messenger RNA, 1908 nt
Organism: Oppiella nova
Lineage: Eukaryota; Metazoa; Arthropoda; Arachnida; Sarcoptiformes; Oppiidae
Source: the annotation of a GenBank genome assembly
AUGGGACGUAAUACCUCGACGUUUGUCCCGAUUAUCACCGAAACAGGUCGAGCGCCACAAGAAGUGAUGACAUUUUGCGAGUGUUUCUCAACCGAUGAGAUGGACAUCUCGUCCACUCAUAAGCCGCGGAAGUGUACGGAUCUGUUGUGUCUCACGAUAUUCCUCUUGUUUUGGGCCAUUUUGAUCUUCAUCGCGUCGUUUGCAUUCGUGAUCGGCAGCCCUUCCCGUCUGAUCCACGGCUCGGACUCAUUCGGCAACACCUGUGGCCACAAGAAUGACAACAUGGAUGAGCUCCAGCUCUAUCUGUUCCAUUUGGACCAAAGCAACCCUCAGGAGUCGAUUAAGAUAUGCGUGAAGGAGUGCCCGAAGACUGAGAUGCAGAAUAUUGCAGACAUUUAUACCUUCUAUACGCGAACCCAGUCCUCGCUCUGCAGAUAUGACUACAACUUCACGUCCACCGCAUCCUUCUCUAUGGAGCGCCAGUUCUCCCGUAACGAUCAGGACAUGAGCCGACUGUCCAACGCCGGGCCCUGUCCUAAGCUACCCGUCCACCCAACGAAAGCCAUUCUCUACCGGUGUAUACCAGAGGUGGCCAUACUUCAGGGCCAGGCCUUCGGGCACACCGUCUAUGAGUUCAUCUCGAGUUACGUGCCGCUCAAGAAAGUGAUCAACGAUUUGAUUAACGCCUACAAAGAGAUCUCCUUAUCAGUGGUGGUGUCCAUUAUAUUCGCCUUUUUCUCGGCGUUUGUCAUACACUUCAUCGCCGGCAUCGCCUCCUGGGUAAGCCCUCAAACCCACCCAUACACCCCACUGACCACCACAUCUACUAUCAUCACAAUCACAGCGCUCACCGUAUUCUUCUGGUACGCCUACAUCGACAUCCGUCUGAACCUCAACGCACUGGACAUCGAGAAAACCAUACCAUUCCUCGAGGAGGACGCCGACAAUGAGACGAUCGUCCUAUGGAUAGCCAUCAUAACCACCAUAGUAUCGGUGAUCCUGUUGCUGAUCACGUGUGCGCUUAGGAGUCGCGUGCGGUUUGUGGUGGCGCUGUUCCGGGAGGCGGCCGCCUGUAUACGGGCGAUGCCACUCAUACUACUGCAGCCCAUUUGGACACUCCUAUCGCUGUUAAUAUUCCUGUUGUUCUGGCUGUCGGUGCUGUUGGCGUUGGCCACCGCAGAGCACGCCAAACAGGAGAAGCGCCAACUGUCGGCGCUCAGGCUGUCCGACCGGCAGAUGGAGUCCACGCAGACCCGGUUCGCCUCCUUUACCCUCAUUGACUACACGGACCCCUCGUGGGUGCAGUACAUGUGGUGGUAUCUAUUGAUUGCGUUCAUCUGGACCUCGGAGUUCAUACUGUCCUGUCAGCAGAUGGUCAUCGCCGGAGCUGUGAGUCAGUGGUACUUCACGCGCGACAAGAGUUCGCUGGGUUUCCCGAUCGGUGUGUCCACUAAGCGCCUCAUUUGCUACCACUUGGGAUCGGUAGCGUUGGGCUCAUUCCUGAUCACACUGUUUAAAGUGCCGCGACUUGUGCUGACAUACCUGCACAAGAAGUUAGGCCGAUUUGACAACUGUCUCGUCAAAGCUAUUGUCUAUUGCUGUAGUUGUGUCCUAUGGCUGAUCGAGAAGUUCAUCAAAUACCUCAAUCGCAAUGCCUAUACCGUCAUUGCCAUUGAGGGCCGCGACUUCUGCCCGUCCGCUCAGAUAGCCUUUAAUGCGAUCGUAACCAACGCUUUACGUGUGGCCGCCAUCAACAGUGUCGGCGAUUUUGUGCUCUUUUUGGGCAAAAUUAGUUGCGCCGCCAUUGGAGGGCUUACCGGCGCUAUGCUUAUGAAGAGUGGUGUCAGUGAUGAUAAGCCAUUCCGUAUUGUCGGAUCGUUAAGUACCCUGGGUGUUUAUAUCAUAUAA